AUGGACGGAAAAACCCUUAGGUUACAUUACCUUGGCAAGUAUGUGGAUUUAGAGGUUGAUGAUCUUGAUAAGUGUCUGCUGAUAGACAUAAUCAAUGACAUGUAUGUUGAAUUUGGUAAAAAUGGGUAUGAAUUUUCCAUGUUUCCUAUAUUGCAAUAUUCAACUAUGAGAAAGACUCAUCAAGUACAUACAUGCCGAGAAUUUUAUUCGUAUAUGUUUCAGAUGAGAGAAUGUUAUGAUUCUAUAGUCUUAAGAGCUGGCCGCUUAACUCAACAAUUUGCUGUGGACAACUGUGUAAAGAUGCAAGCAUCCAAUUUGAGAUGGGUUGCACUUAACCAAGACACAAUUCGUGCAGAUUUGUACAAGGGACUAGAGGAUUCAUACAAUGCUGGAGAACACAUUACAGAAAAUGUUGGACGAAUAACUAUACUUCCAUCAUCAUUUGUUGGGAGUUCGCGAGAUAUGCAUCAACGAUACCAAGAUGCAAUGGCCUUGGUGCACAAAUUUGGCAAGCCAGACAUAUUCCUUACUAUGACGUGCAAUCCGUCGUGGUCAGACAUAGUAGCAGAAUUACUACCUGGCCAACAACCUCAUGAUCGUCCAGACUUGCUAACAAGGGUAUUUCAUGCCAGACUCGAGGAGUUAAAAAAGGAUGUGUUAGAAAGGAAUGUUCUCAGGAAGGUAGUUGCUUAUGUAUAUGUGAUUGAAUUCCAAAAACGAGGGCUUCCACAUGUUCAUAUGUUACUAAUUCUUGGCCAAAGUGACAAGCUUGCCAAUCCUAAUGAUUAUGAUAAAAUAGUGAGAGCAGAAAUUCCUGACCAACAACAAGAACUAGAGCUCCAUAAAAGGAUUCUUAAACACAUGAUUCACAACCCAUGUGGUAUCCAGAAUUCACGUUCACCAUGCAUGAAACAAGGGAGUUGUAAGAAGGGGUUGCCUAAGUCAUUCUCUACUUGUACAAAGCAAGGAAGUGACUCAUAUCCCAUCUACCGUCGGCGUCAAGAUGCUCCACCUGUACCAUUACGUGAGAAUUCACGAGUAAUUGUAGAUAAUCGGUGGGUAGUUCCAUAUAACCCAUGGUUGUUGAAUAAGUAUGAUUGUCACAUUAAUGUAGAGAUAUGCAGCAGCAUUAAAUGUGUCAAAUAUUUAUACAAAUACAUCCAUAAGGGUUCUGAUAGAGUUUCCAUGGAAGAUCAUAAAGGGGAUGAGAUUGCAUAG
This is a messenger RNA of Beta vulgaris subsp. vulgaris (sugar beet), 1218 nucleotides long. RefSeq lists its product as uncharacterized. Bases 1 to 1218 code for a protein of 405 amino acids. Lineage: Eukaryota; Viridiplantae; Streptophyta; Magnoliopsida; Caryophyllales; Amaranthaceae. The record is from RefSeq and is a predicted model, not a curated record. The transcript is spliced from 3 exons.